GAGACUGGGCCAAGGAGGCGAGGAGGCGGCGGGAGAGGGGAGAGAAGAGGAGCAAGGCAAAGAAGAGGAGGAGAAGAAGGAUCGGGCACUCGGGCUGCCCAGGACCCAGCCCCAGUCGCAGCAGCAGCGCCAGCGCGUGGAGGGCAGGGCAAGGGCUGGGGGGCCCUGCUAUGAGCCGCCCCCGCCCCUCUGGUCCCCGGCUCAAGUCCAGAGCCCGCGGAGAUUCGGGGUAGAGACUUCAGGCGGCGGCGGCCGCUAUGAUUGUCUGGGCGGCCCUGGGCCUCCUCUGCCUGCAGCUGGCUUUGGGGCAGAGCAUACCUGAGCCAGGCCCUGCCACACACACCCCAGCUGCCCAGGGCGACCUCCUCUUCUUGCUGGACAGCUCAGCUAGCGUCUCCUACUACGAAUUCUCUCGGGUGAAGGAGUUUGUGGGGCAGCUAGUCCAGCUGCUGCCCUUGGGCCCAGGGGCCGUGCAAACCAGCAUGGUACAUGUGGGCAGUGAGCCCACAGUCGAGUUCCCCUUUGACCAGCACCGCUCAGGGGCUGCUGCCCAGGAGGCCAUCCGGGCCGCCAAGCAGCUGAUGGGGGACACCAACACUGGGCUGGCCCUGGACCUGGCCAAGGAGCAGCUGUUCACCACCAAGGCAGGCGCUCGGCCCGGCGUGCGCAAAGUGAUGGUGUGGGUGACCGAUGGUGGCUCAAGCGAUGAUGCACAGGCCCCAAUGCAGGCGCUCAAGGACCUGGGGGUGACCGUCUUCAUCGUCAGCACCGGCCGAGGCAAUUUCCUGGACCUCUCUGCUGCCGCCUCCCAGCCCCCUGAGAAGCACCUACGCUUUGUGGAUGUGGAUGACUUACAAAUUAUCAUUCCUGAGCUGCGGGGCUCCAUCCUCGAGGCGAUGCGGCCCCAGGAGCUUCAUGCCACUGAGGUCACAUCCCAUAGUUUCCGCCUGGUAUGGCCACCCUUACUGUCCGGUGACUCUGGCUACUACUUGUUGGAGGUGGUGCCCAGUGCUGACCCUGGUGCCAAGCAGAGCCGUCACUUGCUUGGGAAUGAGACCAGCUGGCUCUGGGAUGGCCUGGAACCCAGUACCACCUACAAAGUGGUCUUGGUACCCGAGUCCAAUCUUCAGUACCUUGCUCCACAGACUAUCCAAGUCACUACUCUGGAAGAAGAGAUCAGCCCAGCCCGGAUCUUCAUCUCCCACUCAAAGCCUCAUGGCUUUCACGUGAGCUGGGCCCCGACACCUGUAAGCGUGCUCCGGUACGAGGUCCUGUAUGGACCCCUGCCUGGGGGUGAGGCCCAGCUCCUUGAGGUGCCUGCCACUGAGAACAGCACCACUUUGGACAAUCUGUCGCCCAAUACCACCUACCUGGUCACCGUGGUUGCCAUCUAUCGGUCUGGCCGAGAGAAAGCCUUGUCGGCUAAGGCUUGUACACAGGAAGUGGCCUCCAAGAUCGGGCGCCUCUACUUCCAGAGCCUGGGCCCUAGCACUGUGAAGGCCUCAUGGGACUCUGCAGACGGCGAUGUCCAGGGCUACCAGGUACGGUGCCGGCGGCAGGUGGGGCCCCCAUCCCUUCUCAGCAUCUCACCGAAGACCCACAGCGUCAUCCUCACAGGCCUGGCUGCUGGCACCACCAACCAUGUGUGUGUGACGCCCAUCUACCAGAGCCACGCUGGGCCUUGGCGCUGCCAGACUGUCCACAUGCACCCUGUCACGCCAGCUCCUGAGUAUCGACCCACUUAGCCAUGCCCCAAGAUGCCCUUAGUCCCAAAUAACAGAGGAGAGCUGAGCCUUUCCAUCAGAAACAGAGCAGAGGGAAAAGCGCUGGGCCGAAGAGAUUGGGGAGAGAAGACGGAAUCUCUGUGGCCAGUUGGUCCCUCUAUGCCCCAUCAGUCCUUUCCCAUCCCUUGCAGGGUGCCUACGUCCAGUGGGUCAGCAGUCAGCUUGGGUCAGCUUGGGUGGUCCUCAAGGACUUGGGUCCAAAGCCUGACGUGCUGAUGGCUCAGCCAUGGGCCAUAGGUUCACUCUCUUUUCUCUUGUACUAUCAUGUAUGUUGUUGAUGACCUGCCCAAAGUGAAGAGUUGAGAUGGGAAGGUAUUGGCCUGAGACCUUGUCUCUAGUUUUCUAGGCAUGGUUUCCCUAGAAGAUAAGAAGGAUGGGGACUGUGACUCAAGUCUUGGUUGGGGAAGCUGAGCAGGGCUGGCCAUGGGUAUAGAAUGUAGGCAGAUGAGGGAUACUGGGAUGACCCCUGCCCUCUCAAAUUUGCCCCCUCCUAAUCCUAAAGGUUUUCCCCCAACAUGAGAUGUCCCCCCAGUUAGGAUUCCAUCCAUUCCUUUCCUUGCAGAAAAAAGCAGAGCCUUUCCUCAAGUGCAGAUUUCCUCCCUGUCUCCAAUAAGGGGUCUCCGGGAGGUCACUAACACCCAAGUAUUCAAGGAUUAUAUCAGAUCUUUCUCCAAGGUGAAGAGCAUCCAAGGAGAGGGCACUAGGAGGGGUCCAUGUUUAAGGCAGAAAAUACAUCCUUAUUUUUAAAUUAAAAAAAUACAAUUCUUCCCUGGGUUGCUGUGGCUGGUCGGCUGAUCCUUAGGUGACAGAAGCAGAUUCUGUAAAUAGGUCUAUACUUGAACUGAGCUCCAUGCCAGAGACCCAGGUCACCUCUGUGCCAAGCAAGAUGGAGAAAUUCUGUUCAACUCAGACAAUGUUAAGUAUCUGUCAUGUGCCAGACACUGGGGACACAAAACAAAAAGUGAAUGAGUUCCUUCCCUCAAGGAGCUUACAAUCUGCUAGAGUUGUUGGAAGGGUCUACUGGUGGAGCAAAAAUCAAAAUAAUGGGAUGCCACUUUGUCCAAGUGCCCUGGGGUAGGGGCAGUGGGAGAUGCCCUGCCCCUCCCUACAAGGGGUCCUGGUUCCUCUUGCACUCUGCUACUGUGUUCUAGUAUUAGUUCCUCUUUGUGAUCCAGUGGGUGUGGCCCUGGGGUGCUUCUGACUCCCAAGCUCAUGCUAAGUAGGGCUCCAAAGGGAGAUCCCUGUGUUCAAACCUUGGUCAGUAGAUGUUAUGUUCACCUACUGAUUUUUGCAUAGGCUAUCCUAAACUAACUGAAUGCUUUGUUUCUUCCUUCUUUCCCCAUUAAUGUAACAGACUUUUAAAUGACAAUAAAUUAAGCCGACACACAGAGUGGUUUUCUUCUCUUAAA
Messenger RNA from Trichosurus vulpecula (common brushtail), 3193 nucleotides. It is a transcript of the gene VWA1, whose product is annotated as von Willebrand factor A domain containing 1. NCBI's taxonomy places the organism in Eukaryota, Metazoa, Chordata, Mammalia, Diprotodontia, Phalangeridae. The coding region runs from base 258 to 1745 and encodes 495 amino acids. The record is from RefSeq and is a predicted model, not a curated record. The transcript has 6 exons. Gene Ontology annotation, molecular function: protein binding.